AAACUUGUCUGACUUUUGAAAAAACGAAACUUGUGGAAGUUGAACGCAACUUCUCUUCUCUCCUUUACAGAUCUCCCAACCACCCACAGUCCUCCGCUCACCGCUCGCCGAUCUCCGCCGCCGCCGUCAUCUGAAGAGUCGAGAUUUUCUUUCAUCUAAGAGGUUGGUUUGCUGGAUUUUGAACUCUUUAAAUAAAAUUAGGUUGAGAGAAUUUUAUCUUCGGAAGAAAACUAUGGCGGCUAGCCUGGCACUCCGUCUCAGAACCCAUCUCCUCCGAGCGACCCUAACCACAACCCAUAUAGCCACCACUACCAUCUAUCGCCAACCCAUCUUCCAAUCUCCAUUGAUUCUCUCCCGGCAUUCCCUCAACCGUUCAAUUCCGGAAGAUCUGUCCCUGGGGCUUCGGUUCCUCUCAACAGCCCGACGCAACCCAAAACGGGCUAAAACCGUCGACAUUGGCGCCCGAGCCCGCCAGAUGCAGACUCGGAGGCUCUGGCUCUACGCACUGAGCUUUAGCUGCGUUGCAGGCUUCAUUGUGUUAGUCCUCAACUCAUUCCAAGACAAUUUAGUAUUCUACGUGACCCCAACUGAAGCUCUUGACAAGUUUAUUGUAAACCCUAGCAAGAACAAGUUCCGGCUCGGGGGUUUGGUCCUGGAAGGCAGUGUAGUCCACCCGGCUUCCUCACCGGAGAUUGAGUUCGUUGUCACCGACCUAAUCACUGAUAUUCUGGUCAGGUAUCAGGGAGCUUUGCCCGAUUUAUUCAGGGAGGGGCAUUCGGCGGUGGUAGAAGGGUUUGUUAAGCCUAUCACUGAUGAGAUUAGAAAUGAGGUUUCGGCUAAAAACGUGUCUGAGAAAGCGAGGAGUGGUGACUGUUACUUUAUGGCUACAGAGGUUUUGGCUAAGCAUGAUGAGAAGUAUAUGCCUCAAGAAGUGGCUUCGGCCAUUGAGAAGAAUAAGAAGAAGAUUGAGGCUGAUAAAGCUGCUGGGGUCGAAUCCAAGGAAGCGUAGAUUGAUGGGUAUGUUUCAAAAAUUUUGAAUUUCUUAUUGAUAUAGAAUUUUGAGUAUAUUAUACAUUGGAGGAAAGUAGAAUAGUUUGGUUAAAUUGAUAUUUGAUUAGUGUUUAGGUGAGGAAUGCUCAUUAUUAUUGAGACACAGGGUUUAAUGACAUAAGGGAGAGAAUCAUAAGAUUCCAAUUUUUGGUAUUUGUAUUCAUAUUUUCAUUGGUGAAUUUGUAAAGUAACCUCUUACUUUUCAAUGAAAUAAAGUCAUGAAUUGGGCAUGGCAAAUUAUCAGGAAA
Messenger RNA from Cannabis sativa, 1298 nucleotides. RefSeq names its product cytochrome c-type biogenesis protein CcmE homolog, mitochondrial. The record is from RefSeq and is a predicted model, not a curated record. Gene Ontology annotation, cellular component: plasma membrane. Bases 233 to 1009 code for a protein of 258 amino acids. The transcript is spliced from 2 exons. Gene Ontology annotation, biological process: protein-heme linkage; cytochrome complex assembly. Gene Ontology annotation, molecular function: heme binding. Lineage: Eukaryota; Viridiplantae; Streptophyta; Magnoliopsida; Rosales; Cannabaceae.